UGUAUAUACUUCCACUUACUAUACGCGUUAAGAAAAAAAAUCAGGGUCCUAGCUUUCUAAGAACUUCACUGCGAGCCGUGAAAAAAAAACAACAUUGCUCGAAAACUGGUCAAGAGUGAGUUCAGUUCCUGCGUAAGCGAGGAAAGGAAUUCCUUUUUUUUCUUAACCGAUUUUACAAAAAGGCCGAAAUUCCCGGUGCAUUCUUACGGGCGUUGUUUUCUUCCGAAAGUAUCGAUGAUGAUCUGUCAUUGAGAGAUUUUUUAGUACAUAAAUAUGGUUCAGUGGGCAAUGACGUGUGUAACGUUUAUAACGGUUUGGACUAAGAGUGUCGCACUUUCUUUAUUUGUUGUGUUCUGCGUUCAAUAUGCAAGUGGACAAGAAGAAAAAGAGGAAUACAGAGGAAAAUAUCUCGGAAAAUUAAACUCUUAUCAUCAUCAAGUCUCAGGAGACGUUUAUGCCGUUGACGAAUUUACUCUUCUAUUGACAUCGUUCAAUUACGAUGGAAAUGGAGCUGAUACAUUUUUCUGGGCUGGUGCAGCGAAUCGUCCUGGUCCUCAGGGUUUUAUUAUACCAGACGAAUGGGGAAAGACAAAUGUUCUUGAUCGAUACUUCAACAAAGAUUUUACAUUGACAUUGCCGGACAAUAAAAAGAUAACGGACAUUAAAUGGUUCGCUGUUUACGAUCUCUCCAAUCAGAAUACUUUUGGAGAUGUUUACAUCCCUGAAGAAUUUGAUCCACCAGCUCCCCAGUCGAUAACUGGACUGACCAAACGAUCCCACGGUGUGAGCUCCGCCUCGAUCGUUAUUCUUGAUUCCAAAACUAUUAGCAUCCACAAUUUUGAGUACGAUGGCCAAGGUGCUGAAACUUUCUUCUGGGUUGGACCCGGCCCCCAACCUUCCAGCAAGGGGAGCAAAGUUCCUGACGAGUAUGGCUACUUGGAUCCACUCCACGAGUACAGAGUCGAAGACGUCGUUAUCCAAUUGCCAGGAGAAAUGACUGUUUUCGAUAUUGAUUGGCUAAGCAUUUAUGAUUUGUCUACAAAAACGAAUUUUGGCUCGGCGAUCAUCCCUGAUGGAUUGAACGUGCCACCUUCGUUGGUCAAAGUACAAAAACACGUUCAAAGCCUGCCAAAUUGUGUGCAACUUCACAAAAAAUAUCAAGUCGCUUGGGAAAUUUUUGGACCACAAAUCACUAUCCAAUUGGCUGGACAAGUUGGUGAGGAUGAAUACAUGGCCUUCGGCUUGUCCGGAUCCGAAGAAAAGAGUCAAAUGGAAGGUGCUGACGUAGCAAUCGCUUACAUGGAUGGUGUACGAGGUUAUGCAAUGGAUUACAAUAUCACGGCCAAAGCCCCUUGUGGCAAAACUCUUGGGCAAUACAAAGGCGUUUGCAAGGACGAGCUCGUCGGUGGAUUAGACAACAAUCAGCUGUACACAGCCGUACGAGAGAAUGGAAUAAACAUCAUAACGUACCGACGUACAUUAAUUUCCUCGGAUCCCGGAGAUCAAGAAUACCCGAUUGACCGACCGGUUUACGUAAUUUGGGCUCUGGGACGACUGGACGAGAACAAGGAACCAAAUUUCCACGAUUACUAUCCAAAAGGCAAUCUCAAAUUGGAACUCAAUCGCAACGAGCCUGAAAACACUUGCAUGGAUUUCACUGAAAAUGAUAGAAAAUUGCGAGAGGUUUGGGAAAAAGCAGAAAUAUUUGACAAAAGCAUUCGAAACUUCGAUGCUACGAUCGGACCAUCGGGAGGAAAAAGAGGAUAUCAAGGAAUGACAGGUUUAACAACAAUGGGUCUGGCUUGGUAUAUUAACGGCCAGCUGAUACCAGAGUUGUAUCUGCGGCGAGGUUUGACUUACAGCUUCCACGUACGAGGAGGAAAUAAUCCACACAGUCCAAAUCUUUAUCACCCCCUGAUAAUAACUGACGAGCCUCACGGUGGUUACGACAGACUGAGUGACGUUGGCCAGAGCAGAGUGAGAGUUUUGGCAGGUGUCGAGUUCACGAGGAGAGGGCGACCGCGACCGACAGCUGUCGGUCCUUUGUGCCUGAGCAAGCACAACGCACGAGACAGAAGAUUGGACGAUAAUUUCCAGACUUUCAAAAAGUUCAAUAGAACUUUAAUCACUGUGUGCGAACCAGGCGAUCCAGGACUCCUCGAGGUGACUCCAAACUCCAGCUGGCCCGAUGUCGUUUAUUAUAAUUCUUUCACGCACUCGAACAUGGGCUGGAAAAUUCACGUCGUCGAUUCCUACUUGAGGGUGGCAACGAGCGAAGCGAUCACGAUCACGACAGGCUCUCUUAUUCUCCUCACGACCGUGGCCUUUUGGCUCACUGUGUAAAGGAUAGAAAAUUAGGAUAAGAAAAUUGCUCAAUAUCUUCGAGUUGCGCUUGAAACUCGAAAUAAAUUGUUGAGUCUCGCGAAUGACUUACCAAAUUGUCGCUGCUUGUCGUGCCAAUGUGUGAUUUCCUCUUUUUUCUCUUUCAUCGACACUACACAUACAGUCAGAUCGAUUCAUUUAUUCCUUAAGUAUUUAUUCGUUAAGAUUGAGCGGGAGAAAUAAUUCCAUGACAAAUUUUUACGUCCUGACCUUUUUACUCCUCCAUUUCGUAUUUCUCAGAAUAAAUAAAAAUUCACGUAAGCGUACUAAAAAAUUCGUGCAUUCUUAGACGUGAUCAAACUCCAAUGGGAUCCAAAUCUCAUUGACAUUUUUCGGCUUUACUCUGUAAACUAAAAUGGAACUUUGAACAUAUAGUUCGGUGAGAAUGUGUAAUGCAUUAAUUUUAGUAGAUAUGUUAAAACUCUAAUGUAUAAUUUUCUCCAUAUAAAGUGGAUUUCACUCUGGGAUUUGUAGAAAAAUGUCGACUCAAAAGUUUGGAAAGAAAUAAGAAAUAAAAUUAUUCGUUCGACCCAAAGGGAUGAGGGUACUAUUCAUAAAUUUCAAUCAAUCAUCACCGACCAUAGAUUUUUCACCUUUCAUCAUUAUUCGAUACACAAAAACGCUUCGAUCAUAAAUUCAACAAAACUUAAGAUUAUGAUAUUACGAAAUAGUACGUAUAGUAUCACAACUGGGCUGCUCCCGGAUUUUCGUGCUAUAACAAUUCAUUGAAUAUCUUACGGACGGUUUGCGACGAUGAAAUUUGGUCUAAAUUGGCCGAGAUUAUUGAAAUACAUUAGUAUUGCUUGAUUUUAAGUGACGACAAAAUUUGUCAACUAGAAACAAAAAUCGUAUUUAUUCUCGUUACCUCCCAGCGAUUUUGCUUGGAAGGACGAAAAUCUGAAAUUCGGCAACAAUAUUUCACCGUAGGCAGUCUCGUAUUAGCUACUCACAAUUUCACUAUAUUACAAUGAUUCAUUAAUAAAGUAUUAACUCGGACAUUUCCGUACGAUAAUAUGUUCAAGUAGCUGUAAAAUAUUUCGUUUCUAAAACUCGAUUGUCUACUCAAAUUGGUGUUAGUUAUUUAGAACGUUAUGGAAUAUAAUGAUGAAUACAGUUUUCUCUUU
Molecule: messenger RNA, 3506 nt
Organism: Venturia canescens
Lineage: Eukaryota; Metazoa; Arthropoda; Insecta; Hymenoptera; Ichneumonidae
Gene: knk
Product: protein Skeletor knk
Exons: 11
Coding region: 274-2343 (689 amino acids)
Source: RefSeq, a predicted model, not a curated record